AUCAAUUAAUUGCUGUAAUGUUUGGUAAUUCAGGAAAAAGCAGGUGAAGAAAACGAUUCGGGUGCCGGCGAUAAGUUCAAAAAUGAAGGAUAUUCCAGCGGACGAGUACACCUGGAGAAAGUACGGUCAGAAGCCGAUCAAGGGCUCGCCUUACCCAAGGGGAUAUUACAAGUGCAGUAAGGUAAGAGGGUGCCCGGCGAGGAAACACGUGGACCAAGCUCCGGAUGAUCCGAAGGUGCUGAUCGUAACGUACGAGGGGGAGCACCGGCACGGGCCGGAGAAGGAGGAGUUGGUGUUGAGACAACGUGAGUGAAAGUGGGUAGAAAGAGGAAUUUGCGAGUUGAAGAAGAGACGAAAAAUAAAGGCAGAAGAUGUGUUGAAGACUAAGAUGCAAUUGGAGAUGCUAAUCCUUGUUACUAUUUUGGGGUUUUUAUUACCUUGUAGUUUAAGAGCGUUUUCAUAUAUAAAUAAUUGAUAAGGAUCCUCACCGGA
Messenger RNA from Pyrus x bretschneideri (Chinese white pear), 492 nucleotides. RefSeq names its product WRKY transcription factor WRKY51-like. Gene Ontology annotation, biological process: regulation of DNA-templated transcription. The transcript is spliced from 2 exons. Gene Ontology annotation, molecular function: DNA-binding transcription factor activity; sequence-specific DNA binding. Lineage: Eukaryota; Viridiplantae; Streptophyta; Magnoliopsida; Rosales; Rosaceae. The record is from RefSeq and is a predicted model, not a curated record. Bases 83 to 313 code for a protein of 76 amino acids.